AUGUCGUCCCAUCUCUCCUCCUCAAUCUCCCUACAUUCCGAUGACUCCCAGGGGCCACACGAGACUGUUGCCUCGUCACCCCCGAAAUCGACGAUCCCUCUGACCUCUCUGGAAAACCACUUCCACAGUUUGCCCUCACACCGCCGAGCAAACACCGAGUACAUCGCCCGGCCCCCUAUCUUUGAAGAAGACCUCUACGAUUCCACCGCGAGUGACCGCCGGUCAAAGCACAGCUUGGCCCCCUCCGCCCCCUCCUGGACCGAUACAUUCCCCAAAAAGAAGCUUGAGGCACGAGCAAGGAUCCUGUCGGAUUGGUUCCAGGGCAGAUCAGAUCCAGUCAAUUUGGGAAUCACGACACGUUCCAGCGGACAACCCGAACCAGACGACAUGGAGAACGCUCGCUUCACCACCUUCCGCUCCUCACAUACCCGGACCAACUCGGGCUUUUCCUUCUUUGGUCUGCGUAAACUGCCAGAUGAGAAGCCUCUUCCUCCACCUCCGGCGCCCGCCGACGACGAGUUCCUGAACUUGGACAUCGCCGUGGCCUUGUCUCUGCCAAACUCCGACGUCGACAACGAAGAUGCCCUCGACACCCUGCGAGAGCAGGCCAGCACGGUCAUCCAACAAAUGCAGGAGGCCUACAAGGAAAGAACCUUUGCCAUGCACCAAGCCCUCGCUGCGAAAAAUGAAAAGCAAGAAGAGCUCGAGGAAACCCGGGCUCGCGCCGACAAUCUUCGAAUGCAAUUAGACGGCAUGGCAGCUAAAGUUCUGGAUCAGGAGAAGGCCAUGAAAGCCAUGGCCGAAGAACUUGAACAGGAGCGACGCCUACGACAGCAAGAAGAGAGUCGUAGCCGCGGCCGCACGAUGCGUGCGAUCCCCAAUGACGAAGAAAUUCCAUCGCUCGUACUUCAGACUCCCCACCGGGGCGGCAAACGUGCCAGCCACGGUACCCUCACCAGUGACUCUGGUUUCGAAUCCGGAGAUGAGAGUGUUGCCGAUAGCGUCUUCUCUCACAAAGAAGGCGUGGAGUCUCCUACAUCCACCCUCACCGCGCCCUCCCCCAAUCUCUCGCAGGUCGUCCUCUCCACACCCACCGUUGCUCCAACCCAAACCCCCAUAACCGCAAUCCAAAAGAGCCUCGCCAAUGUCACGAGCUCACCAACCCCAACCCGUUCGUCGGCUUACGACCGUGUAAUCAAGGGUCUUGCAUCGACACGUCUGGGUAGCUCUUUUGUUGGAAACAAUGGGAACCCGAACCAGUGCAGCAACUGCCAUGGUGUUCCAGCCUCGGAGGCCUGGAGCGUGAUGGGAGUUCUCAAGGACGAGAACAGAGGACUGAAGACUCGAUUGGGCGAGCUGGAAUUGGUCAUUGAUGACUGCAUUGGUCUUGUUGGUCCUUGA
Molecule: messenger RNA, 1401 nt
Organism: Penicillium argentinense
Lineage: Eukaryota; Fungi; Ascomycota; Eurotiomycetes; Eurotiales; Aspergillaceae
Exons: 1
Coding region: 1-1401 (466 amino acids)
Source: RefSeq, a predicted model, not a curated record